GCUGGUGGAUAGUGGGUAAUUACUGGCUUUUUGGAAGGCGAUCGUUUUAGCAUUUCAACGCUGAUGGCGUCCCAGUCUUGCGCGAACGUCAUGUGAGCAUCUAUUUGCAUGUACCAUUGUUCUCCGAACCAUAGUUUGCUCCCAAAGAAACGGGCUGCGUAUGGACCCAGAGAUUCCGAUUCGUCGAUGUUCAAAACCCUCACCUGCCCAUUGUCGCAUCGUUCCUUCCMUUCUCCGUCACAAAAGCUCUUGUAGCAGUCCAAAUCUGGGCCUACAGAGUUUGUCUCCCCCCCCUCUAGUACCCCACUUAUACAAUUUUUGUGGCAAUUCUGUUGAACCAAUCCAACGAACAGCUUUUCUGGAUUUUUUGCCUUUUCGUACGCCCACUUUAAUGUAUUAGCACAAUUCGCGUCACGGUAUGUCGCUAUAGACAAAAAUAUACUCUCGUCGUCUCGACGCGGAGGCAUCCUAGAAAGGUACUUCCUGUCCCAAAUGUACAACGUCUUGACGGCGUAGUCGUGAUAAGCAUCCCAAAUUACCGGAAAAUCUUCUUUUCGCACCUGCCACAUUACCCGAUGGAGGCCAUGGAUCCAUUGAUCGAGAUAGCCUAUGAUUUCGUCUAAUUUCAUAGGAGGCUCAUUGCUCGCAAUAUUUUCAAUGGCCUGCAGGCCGAUCCCCGCGCCAAGCAGUAUUUCUUCGACCGUUUCCUUUCCUUUCGUAAUGUCUGAUAGCCGUUCCCCUACGAUUUGGUGCUURUCUCGCAAUAUCCUUAAUCUACCUGGCAACUUACUGGACGAAGCCGACAAUGAAUGGAGAGCCUUAGCAAGUUGUUCCCUCUUGUGCUGCACCGUGGACUUGAGUCCUUCUUCGACUUUGUGGAGUUUUUCUCGAUAGAUAUGGGGGUGUCCCCCGUGCGGAAACUUUACGUUGCCGCCUUUGAUCAUUCCACCACCCGGGCCGUACUCGUUCGGUUCGGGGACCAGGACAAGAUACAAGAGUAUUGUCACGAAUGCCGUGAGAACGAGUAGAAUAAAUGGAAUUUGCAAGGCCGCAGAGACGCCUACAUAACUGUGCCCUUUUGUCAUUGUCGAAGCGAGGUUGGGUUGAAUCCGAAGUCGCAGAGUGCAGACAAYGAAACCUCAGAAUCUCGGUUCUGGGCCUUGUUGUGAUUGGGCGCUGCUUUUUGCUUGAUGGAAAAGAUAGCCGAGAGGAGUUGGAAAGGAGAGGUAUCUAUUUCUAAUCUAUUUCUAAUCGUGAUAUCGUGAUACGAUGAUAUGAGAAUGACUUCCAUGUUGUUAUUUUACUCUUACUAUUGCACGAUCUGGUAGCAAGUGUCCUUACUUAUCGUACGUACGGAUAGUGCUUAAAUAUUAUUGAAACCACAAACCACAAGGUUUCUUCUUCGGUCGAUGAAUAGGCUGUUUGCAUUUGAAGAACCAUAUUUGAAGAACCAUAUAGCAUAUCGGUAGUGGAAUCCAAAGGAGAUUGAAACGAAAUUUCAAAGGAAAAGAGACAAUACACAUGAAAUGGACUCUAUAGGCGACUCAGCCGUCGAUUAUGAUUACGACGACGACGAUGAUGAGAUCGCAAAUCUUUUUUCCUUCGGAGCCGCCGAUACAACGGCAACCCUCGAGCCACCGCCCCCCUACAACGAAAGUCCAAUCAAACCACCCAACCAAAAGAAUCGAAAACAUGCUGCCGUCACGAAGCCAGGCCUAAGUGUUCCGACGGAAGACUGCGAUUUCGGCGGUGACAACGACAGUCAUGCCUCGAACGAUUCCUUUAUAGAACUCUUGGAGAAUGCCCAGAAAAACGAUUUGUCGUUGCUGGGGGGCUUUGCGGGAAUGGCGGUGGCAGAAAACAACGCGGGGAACAACGAACAGAGCAGGAAASAWUCCACAACCAGUGGCGUCUCGGAUUUACAGGAUAUUUUGGACUGGCUCGACGACGACGACGAGAAGGGGAGCAAACUGCUGCAACGCCAAGAAGAAGAACUCGUGUUCGUUCAGCCCCCACGCCCGCAGGAUUCCCUUGGUUCGAAGCCAGCGAAGACAKUCCCGUCACCCAGUUCCCAACCUAGGGAGUACGAUUCUCUGGAGCAGGCGGUUAGGUGUCGCGAUUCUUCCAAGGCGCAAAUACGGCGGCUGCUAGAAAAGGAAAAAUUCGUCGUAGACAGAGCGGUCCGCCCCCAUCUCUGGGCCAAGGUGGUUUGCGACAAGACGCUCGAAGAAACGCUUCGAUCGAGUCUUGCCGAUUCUUUUCAGAAGUGGGAGCAGAAGUUUUGGAAGGGUUCCGGCGCGGGUGAAAAGGACAGUUGUCCAACCGACGCUACAACCCAAAAGGAGAGCCGAAACCUCGAGGAUGACGCUACGAAGAGCAACGAGCAGAACGGGAGCCCAAAAAAGAACCAAGAACCAGCAGACUCAACAAAGUGCACAUCGGAUACACCAGAGCUUUCUCGACGAGARCAACGAAGAAAAUGGCUGGAAGAGCAGUCCAUCCUCUUAUCGGAACGAAUUGUUUCUGUAGUCAAAGACGGAGAUCCGGAACCCCAUCGAAAGGCUCUCCUCGCCAUUCUGGUCAACCAUUUCGAUUCUAGCAGUCAGUCCGAAAUCCAAAGCAAUUCGGAUCCAGUCGACUCUUUUUGGAAAGAUUCAUUGUUGCCUCCCGUCUUGUGUUCGAUUUUGUCGUCUGGUGCUCCGCCACCCGUGGCGUGUGUGAUGCUGAGCCAAAUCAUUCCUUCGUUCAUGCCGAUAUUGGCGCUCACAACAAAGGAACGCCAGGAAGCGACCGCAAUCCUCCACCAGCAGCUUUAUCUUCUUGCGUGCUACCAUUUGCCGUUGCUAGUGCUUCACCUCGACAAGUACCUACCCGACUGGUAUAAGUCUCCUCCCUCUGGGCAUCUGCCCCAAUCUUGGUUGGCCACUCACCUUGCGGGAGAAAACGGCUCAUUCAUGGAUAUGCGCUGGCUGCUACAUCUUUGGGAUCUGGUAUUGACCAGCAAUAAUAGCUCUCUUCGAUUCUUUUUGGUUAUUUCCAUGCUCGAUUUACACGCAGAGCGUCUGCUUCUCUUGACCGAUGAAGACCUUAAAAAGGAAUUUCAUCGCGUCACAAACUUUUCAUCGAGUUUCGACAUCGAUAUUGCAGAUCCUGUCUCAGGAAACUACUCGGAAGAAGAGAAGGAUGACCAGCAAGCAGCAAAGUUCGUUCAAGAGUGGAGUGAUAAGGCCUUUUCGUUGUGGGAAGAAACUCCCGUCGCUGUAAUAAAAAAAUUGAAGGUUUUGGAGGACGAGGCUGUUACCGAUGCAUUAGUUGCUAGACAAAAGGCUAAAGAAAAACGCUUUCGGCUUCAACAAGAGGCAGAAGCAAAGGCCUUGCAGGAAGCCAGGGAGGUGGAACAAGAGCGAAAGGCAGACGAGGCGCGAAAGCGUCUGACCCGUGCUCGGUUGGUGGCAUUUUAUCGUCAAUUCAAUCCCGGAAAAGAGAAUAACAUCGACAAGAUUAUGGUAUCAUACGACGGUCGAUACGAUGUCUUGGAUGCUAAAUUGAAAAUGAAAUACGGUGUUGGGUUUAACCCUGCACUGAAACCAAAGCCAAUCAUGAUCAACAAGAGCAACAGCAAGAUAUUUGCUUCAAUGAAUACGGGUUUCGGUCACCGUCGGACGAACUCGAAAAGCAAUAUCACCCAGAAUUCAAGCUCCGAAUUACCGAGAGUUCAAAAAGCUGUUGUAGAGGUUGGUCCAAGUGAGAUUUUGCCUGUGAUUUGCUGGAGCAAGGAAAGAAAUCGAACAAAGCUUUCGAAGUUGAAAAAAAGUUCAAAAGUGUUUAACGAUUGGAACGAAAGAAACCCAUUGAAAUUCUACUUGGUAGAUAGCCGUCCUGAAGCUGCAGCUCGCGAGCAAGGCAGACUACCAACCUCAGUAAGUUUGAGCCCCGAGAAAUUAUCAGAUUUUCAAACAAUGAAGGAGCAAGAAUCUAUGUUUGAAUCUUUGCGUGGAUCGGUCCAUAUUUGCAUAAUGGGUGAGGGCUAUUCUUCAUUACCAGAGCUUUAUGGUCACAAGGUUACAAAUGCAUUGGUUGAGCUGAUCAAAGAAGACGAAGAACGCAACGAUGCAUGUGCUCGUUUCUUUCUUUCAAAAGGUUUUCCCUUUGUUAGUCUUAUGGAGGGUGGUUUUGCAGCUGCUCAUGCCUAUCUUUGKCGAGAAGGUCCAAAAAUUCAUUUGACUGCGAAGAACGUACUAACCGACUACAAUCCAGAAGUUUCACUUUUUGGUCGCUUCGAAAAACUCCACAGUAUGUCAGGUCGUGACAAGGCACAGCGUGCUCUUCAAAAUCUUUUCGAUUCUAGCAUGACUGCUCUAACAAUCAAUAGCUCACGAUUAGAAACAUUUGCAAAUGGUAUUUCAGAUGAGCAAGCGAAUCAGAAGGGCGGCAAUACGACGAAUGCAAUGAAAAGAUUUUUCGGUGGAAAAAGGGGUAAUUCCUCGAGAGAGAUGUCACAAGACUCAUUCGAUCCUGAAUCGUUUGAGUCGGGCAACAUUGAUACUCAUCGCACUACUUCGUUUUCACAARGUUCGUCGGAAAGCGAAUUAAAAGAAAAAUCCUCUGAUUCGUAUCUCRAGAAAACGCCGGAUGCCGUGCCAUCUCCAAGAAAGGGGCUGAAGAAACCCAGCCCUUUCUCAAGGUUUGGUAGCCUCAACAUCGGACAGAAUAUGAAACGCAAUGAUAACACUUCGGGAAAAUCAAACAAAUUUGCGGGUUCUCUGAAUACUUUCCGCAAAAACACGAUGGCAAGGAUGAUACCUACAGAAUCUAGAUCCGAAGACAGCCAAUAUUCCGCGAAAACAGAGUUGAACAAAGCGGAUUCAAACAAGCAAGACGGGACUGCAAAUAAGCUGGUGAACCCUGUACUUGCCAAGGUUUGAAUAGAAAAGCUUUCUUGCUACUUUUCUCUGCGAAUUCUAAAUUUGUGUAUGAAGUCCUGAUAGGACUAAAUUCGUUUAACACACGACGCUACCUUUACGGGAAAACAAGAAUAUGAACUAUUUUAUUUUGUAUGUAUGUGGGGCGCAAAGGGUAUUCAUCGGGUUCUCUAAGCCACCAAGCAAUAUGGUGUCGAAUUGGUGCAAGCCUCCCUAUUUCGUCAAUUGAUCAUUAAGGAUCCCUCCUUCGAUUUGAACGGGUUGACCCUCCAUUUCUGCUCGGUGCAACCGGGAGACAAGAUGGGCGAAAAUGCCCUGCUUCUCUCCAAAUCAAUUCUUGGAGCCGUAGUCUGUGAAGUUUUUCAUUUUCGAAGGAAUAGUCAAAACUUUCCUCUGCAACCGGCUCGUCCUCUUCGUUGUGCAGCUGCGAGAGAAAUGAAUGAGAGAGGGCAUCUUCUACGUCGAUGCGCCGAGUUGGAUGAAUCUGAAGCAACUUCCUAAGUAAAUCAAGAGCAUCUGCAGGUGCACUUGGGAAUUGCUCUCGCAAGGGGGCUGGGGUUUUCAUGGGCAGCUUUCUCAUGAACCUCUUUGCUUUCUCCGAGGUAACGAAAUCAAGAUCUUUGUCUUGCAAUUUUCCAAGCUUUUCGCAAAUAAUUGUUAACUGAAAAGAGAAUCAAAAGUGAGCAAAAUAGAAUUUUCUUAAGUACAAAGUGAUAAAUUUUACAAAUCACCGUCAUCUCUUACCUGAUCAAUGUAAUCUUCUCCAGGAAAGUACGGCUUUCUUUGAAUAAGCUCAGCAAAUAUGCAACCGACACUCCACAAGUCAAUUGCUUUGGAGUAUUCGUGACAUGCCAACAUAAUUUCAGGGGCUCGAUACCAUCGAGUGACAACGUAUUCCGUCAGCAGCAUUGUGCCUCCUUGUCCUUCUGUGUUUUUCUCUCUUAUACCUCGAGCCAGACCGAAGUCACAAAUCUUCAAAUCACAGUUUGAAUUCACCAGUAAGUUUGAUGGUUUUAAAUCACGAUGGAUCACGUCUGCUGAGUGAAUAUAUUUCAACCCCCUUAGAACUUGGUAGAUAAAAUAUUGCGCGUGGUCGAUGGAUAAUUUCUGCUUGGAAUAGAUGAUGCGAUGGAGGUCUGUUUCCAUCAAAUCUGUAACCAUGUAGACAUCAUGGAAAUCUUCGAGAUACCUUGCUGUCGGAGGCAUCAUGUCCACAAGACUGAUAAUGUUCUCGUGUUGGAAAUGAUUCAAAAGUUUAAUCUCUCGGAGGAUCCUCUUUGCAUCGAUCUCGUCAUUGAAUGCUUUGGGAACCAUUUUGAUAGCCACAUUUUCGCCGUCAGUGUUUUUAGAAUCUUUUGCAGAAAUCACAACUCCGUAUGCUCCAGAUCCAACGACACGAAUCAUUGAAUAUCGCUUGUCUACUGUAAAAGUGUGCUUGCCAGCUGGAAAAGAAUGCGUUUUAUAUUCUUCUACAGGACUUGCACGUUCCAUUUCGCUUUGAUUUGAUGACAUGACAACUUCCAUACCUGCUUCUGACGCAAUCGAAUGUGCUUCAGAAUUCGAAAAUGAAAUUGUAGCAGAUGCCGUUGUAGCAGUUGCAAACGUAUGGUGGUCAUGAUCGUACUCAUCCCGGCUUCCAUCACGGCUUGGAUUUUUGGAUGAUUUUGAGGGGUAGAUAGAGACAUCAUGUCCUCGUAACUUGUUGCUUUCUGAAGAGACAUGGGAGCUGGAAGAAGAGUUGUUGUUGCCAUAUUUUUCAACAUUUUUCUUCCUCGGCGGCUUUUCGGGUUGAGGUUUCGCCAUGGAUUGCGGGUACACACUUGUACAUUGAUUGAUGUUACUUAACUGCUCCGCUGAACCACAAGUAAAGGUUGACAUUUUACUUGUCCACUGCAAAAAUUUGUUGAAAGAAGUGUUCUUCGCUGAGUCUUCUGAGAGGCCUCGACUACCGCUUUGGCCCCCCGUCGUAGAGUAAUCUUGGUC
Molecule: messenger RNA, 6905 nt
Organism: Pseudo-nitzschia multistriata
Lineage: Eukaryota; Bacillariophyta; Bacillariophyceae; Bacillariales; Bacillariaceae
Source: the annotation of a GenBank genome assembly